Molecule: messenger RNA, 798 nt
Organism: Gilbertella persicaria
Lineage: Eukaryota; Fungi; Mucoromycota; Mucoromycetes; Mucorales; Choanephoraceae
Product: RNA polymerase
Exons: 3
Coding region: 203-568 (121 amino acids)
Biological process (GO): DNA-templated transcription
Cellular component (GO): RNA polymerase II, core complex; RNA polymerase III complex; RNA polymerase I complex
Molecular function (GO): DNA-directed RNA polymerase activity
Source: RefSeq, a predicted model, not a curated record
UCUUCAUCGGAUUGUUGAUGAUGAACAAACUGCUCAAGUAGCAGUCUGUCUUACCUUGGUCUGAUCAAUAUUCAUUGCAAAAGAACAAAGCUUUGUUCUAGGCUAAGCCUCUGUGUAGGGGACAAAAGGCCAUUGCGUGACUGCUGUCUAUAUUUCAUUUAAACGCCAAAAAAAAAAAAAUGUUUUUGUUUUGCAACACACCAUGUCCACUGACAGCAUCUUGUUUCAAGAUAUUUUCGAUAUCAAAGACCUUGACCCUCAAGGCAAGCGUUUUGAUAGAGUCUCACGUCUUGUUGCUCGUUCCGAAAACUAUGAAAUGGAUUUGACUUUGGACUUCAAUGCUGAAAUUUAUCCUUUGAAGGUUGGAGAAAAGUUCUCGUUAGUCUUGGCUUCUUCUCUUUCUCUUGAAGCCAAUGCCAAUGCCAGUGGUGUUGAAAAGAAAGAAAGCUGGCGUGAACGUGCACCAGGAGAGCGUGAUUUAAGUGACGAAUAUGAAUAUGUAAUGUUUGGUAAAAUUUAUCGAUAUGAAGAUUCCAACAAGAGUGCUUCAGCUGGUCAACAAGUGUAAGUGUGUUGUCUGAUUCUGUAUGUCGUUAAUAUGUCGAUAGUUCUGUGUAUGUUUCUUACGGUGGUCUUUUGAUGUGUUUGGAAGGUGAUUAUAGACACUUGCAAAACUUGACUGUUGGUGAAAACAUUUACUUGCUUAUUCGAAAGUAAGAGAGAGAAAAAGAGAGAGAGAGAAAGAAAGAAAGGAUGGAAAUGCCAUGUAAAUAAAUAAAUAUACGCUUAAAGUCACAC